CCUAGCCACCUCGAGGAGUACAUGGCCUCAUUUUCAGAGGUGCUGAAUGUUGUUGUUAUCCUUGAUUUCAAUGGGAAUUUGUGGUGCUCAGGACUCCUGGAAAUCGGGUCACUUUUCUGUUUGAGACUUGAGCAUGGAUGGAAAAGCCUGACCUCCGGCAGUGUAUUACAGGUGGAGGGACCAGAGCACACAGAAAAGCUGACAGCUGCUCUGGGUCAGUCAUUUGCUCAGACUGCAAUGGGAGAUUUGGGAAGGUCCCUUCUGUUUUUAAGGGAUAGGAGAUUCUCAGUGAGUGACCACAGACACUCUUCUGUCCCCAUGACACUUGAAGUUUUGAUGGAGAGGAGAAGAAAGGUUCUUAGUUGGAGUGAGCUCUCCCACCGAGCUGCAUCUGCACUGAGCUCCCACUGAGUGAAGCCUGCAGGCAUUUUGUGUACAUGAAAAACUGAUGCAAAAAUUUUUGCUGCCGAGACGCAUCUGUAAGAGGCAGAGAAGUUUGUGUGCUUGUCAGGGCCUCUGCACCAUGACACUGCGUUCCUGUUAUCCAUGCAGCAGUGCUCCCAAGGGGUCCUUUUUGUCGUAUCUCACCUUGCAAAGAGACCCCUGUAGAAAAGCUGGCAGCGUUGUUACUGCUCUGUGUUAUGGAUGACUCUUUGCCAAAUGCCCACUGCACCUGAGGAAGCCAUACUAUGCCUAGCAGUGGCUUUUUGAUCUCCCAGUGAGGAGAGUAGUUUUUUCUUACGGUCAUGUUUCCUCACUGCAUGUCACUGCCUGGUUUUAGACUCUGCAUUUUUAAUCCCCACAGUUAUCACUUUAGUGACAGAUGUUCUGGGGCUGCUCUGGCCCAGGGAAGGUUCAGGUUGGAUACUAGGAAAAAUUCCUUCUCCAAAAGAGUGGUCGGGGUCACCAUCCCUGGAGGUGUCCCAGAACCGUGGAGAUGUGGCUCUGAGAGACAUGGUUAAUGGGCAUGGUAGGACUGGGUUGGCAGUAGAACUUGAUGAUCUUGGAGCUCUUUUCCAGCCUAAAUGAUUCUAUGAUUGUAUGAUUCCCUGACCAGACAUGGCAGCUCCUAUCCCUCAACGACCCGUUGAGUUAUGCACACAGUUUAUUGUAAAAGAGAUGCUGUCCUCAGCUUGAAGAUGCCACUAGCCGGCAAAGGUUGUACGUGAACACUUGGUGCCAUGUUACUUGUGUUGUGGAUAUAGUGCUAAUUGCACAGUGUUUUCCCUAACGAGGAAGAUGGGUCUUCCAAUAACUUAAUAGAAUCCUGCUGCGAGCCCUGAUUUACCUCUGACAAGUUAAACCAUUGCCAGAUCAAUACUACGCUCUCUUGCAGUAAAUAGGCUUGAUUUUAAGUAUUCAGUAAGGGUGUAUUUUGGAUUAAGGGCCAGUUUUUCAAGGUGAGAGCCCGCUGUAGGGCACAGAUGCGGGUUGGGGGUGACUGCUCUCCCCACUGAGGCUGCAGAUCUCAGCUCCCCACACCUGGGGAGCUGCUGGAAGCAAAGGCACGUCUCUUCCCUGGCAGAGAUCUUGGUAGGAGCCUUGAUCUGAGCAAUUCCACUUCCAACCACUUUGUUUAGUGCCAGCAGUGAAUGCUGUGAGAGGAAUGGGGGCCUGAGGAUAAUUAUCAUUUGAGUGACUGCCAGACAAAAUGGGUUUGCAUGGAGCUGGACCUCAAGAUCUGUUUCUGUGGUUCUCUGUGUGCUUCCCCUGCUGGAGAUGUGUGUUGGGACGGCGAGCUCCAGAAGGAUCUCAGGAAGAGAUACUCUGAGUGGGAUGGAGACCUUUCAGGUGCCUCACGAUCAUCUGUCAUCCAAUGCAAGCCAGGAGGCAACUGCCCCAGCAGACACAGAGGCAUGACUAGGCAGCUCUCCCCUCUAUCUGUGGCUGAAGAUUCUGCUGCUCCCAUUCUUGAGCUGCAGAAUCGAAGUCCCUCGGGCAUCUGUCGGCACAGCAGAGUCGAGAGGCAGAGCAGAUCAGGAGAAGAAGGAACACAAACGCACACGGAGAGCAGCAGCCAAGAAGCCGAGGGACAGACACGAUGCCAGUCCUGCACAUCCACGUUUCUUAAGCUCAUUUGGAGAUUUCUGAUCAUUUUGUCCGUCUCCUCCUCCUGGGUCGGGACAACACAGUUUGUCAAAAUCACAUAUGAGACAUUUGACUGUCCUUUUUUCAUGACUUGGUUCUCAACAAACUGGAACAUUAUGGUAUUUCCCAUUUAUUAUUCUGGGCACCUUGCAACUGCACAGGAGAAGCAGUCUCCAAUCAAAAAAUUCAGGGAAUGCAGUCGGAUUUUUGGUGAAGAUGGUCUGACGCUGAAACUCUUUCUUAAAAGGACUGCUCCCUUUUCUAUUCUGUGGACUUUGACUAACUACUUGUAUUUACUGGCUUUAAAGAAGCUGACAGCCACAGACGUCUCUGCUCUGUUCUGUUGUAACAAAGCUUUUGUCUUCUUGCUUUCUUGGAUUGUGCUGAAAGACAGGUUCAUGGGAGCAAGGAUAGUCGCAGCAAUAAUGGCAAUCACAGGAAUCGUAAUGAUGGCAUAUGCAGAUGGUUUCCAGGGUGAUUCAAUUAUCGGGGUAGCAUAUGCUGUUGGAUCAGCCUCUACAUCUGCACUGUAUAAGGUUUUGUUCAAAAUGUUUCUUGGCAGUGCGAACUUCGGGGAGGCAGCUCACUUUGUUUCCACCUUGGGCUUCUUCAAUUUGAUUUUCAUCUCUGUUACCCCAAUCAUACUGUAUUUUACAAAGGUGGAGUACUGGUCACCCUUCUCUGCUGUGCCAUGGGGUUACCUGUGUGGAGUAGCUGGCCUCUGGUUAGCUUUCAACAUCCUGGUUAACGUUGGCGUCGUGCUCACGUACCCCAUUCUGAUCUCUAUCGGCACAGUGCUCAGCGUCCCUGGGAAUGCAGCUGUGGAUCUGUUGAAGCACAAAAUGAUCUUCAGCGUGGUGAGGUUGGGAGCCACCAUCAUCAUUUGCAUUGGGUUCCUGCUGAUGCUGCUCCCCGAAGAGUGGGACGAAAUAACCCUGAGGUUCAUCAACAGCUUAAAGGAGAAGAAAAGCGAGGAUCACGCCGACGACAUCACAGACUCCAGCGUACACACGAGGAGCAGAAGUAGAGCCAAUGGCACAGUGUCUAUACCACUGGCUUAGGGCUGGUGGACCGUACUGCACGCAGGUGUAUAUUCUGUGAAUAUAGCUUAAAUUUCCUCACUCCUUGUAUGCUUAAAAAUGCCAUUUACUCUGAACUGGGUAUGAGUUGUAAGAUAAGAGAGUUAGAUCUAUAAUAAAUGUUUACAUUUAUACACUUACCAAGGAAAGGGUGUAAAUAACCACAAUAAAACGUUUUCUAA
Molecule: messenger RNA, 3349 nt
Organism: Gallus gallus (chicken)
Lineage: Eukaryota; Metazoa; Chordata; Aves; Galliformes; Phasianidae
Gene: SLC35F4
Product: solute carrier family 35 member F4
Exons: 9
Coding region: 1662-3149 (495 amino acids)
Biological process (GO): transmembrane transport
Cellular component (GO): membrane
Molecular function (GO): transmembrane transporter activity
Source: RefSeq, a predicted model, not a curated record